GCGCGUGUCUGAAUAUGAAUUGAGGACUACCCCCAAUUGGAUGCAUCAGUAAAGAAAGCUUCACAACACAAAUCACUUGCGUACUGGCCCCUUUACGCACGCUGCACACAGCCACAUCUUUCAUUCUCGCUUGCAAGCUAGACCUUUCUUUCUGUGAGUUGUACGGUGUGGUUUUAACUAUUGACAACGCAAAAGAAAAAGAUGGUUGUGGAUGACGCCUUUGUGCAAGCAGGACAGAAGCCUGGCCUGGAGAUUUGGAGAAUAGAAAAACUGAAAGUAGUUGCUCAAGACCCCAAGACGUAUGGGACGUUCUACUCAGGCGACUCAUAUAUUUGUCUCUCGACAAGACUAGUGGAGUCUCAUCUGGAAUGGGAUAUCCACUUCUGGCUCGGCAAAGACACCUCACAGGACGAGGCGGGUGUGUGCGCGUACAAGACAGUUGAACUCGAUGAUCAUCUUGGGGGAGGACCAGUUCAAUACAGAGAGGUACAGGACCACGAAUCGCGGAAAUUCCUCAGCCACUUUAAAGAUAUCAAAUACCUCGAAGGUGGCAUGGAGUCUGGAUUCCGCAAGGUUCAAAGAGAUGUCUACCAAAAGAGGCUUUUCCAUAUCAAAGGGAAGCGUAACGUCAGAGUGCAACAGGUCGAGUUACAUUACAAGUCGUUAAAUAAAGGCGAUGUGUUCAUUUUGGACGAUGGUCUGAACAUCUACUGUUGGAAUGGCUCGCAGUGUAGCAGAGUCGAACGAAUGAAGGGUAUCGACGUUGCCAAACGAAUACGAGACGAGGAGCGAGGAGGCCGCGCACAAGUACAUAUCAUAGAUGAAUGUAAAGAUAAGGGUCUGGAGAGCAAAUUUUUCGACGCGCUUGGAUCGCGUGGUGAGAUCGCUGAAGAUUCUGGGGACGACGCGGAGUUUGAGAAAACCAGCCAGAGCGCCGUCACUCUCUACCAAGUGUCUGACGCAUCAGGGGAACUAGAAAUGAGAGAAAUCGAAGCAAAGCCGCUAAAGAAAAGUAACCUGGACACAAACGAUUGCUUCAUUCUGGACUGCGGAAGCAGCGGAGUGUUCGUGUGGGUCGGUAAAGGCUGCACCAAAAACGAGAAAAGUGCCGCCAUGAAAAAUGGAAUAGAUUUUAUCGAGAAAAAGGGCUAUCCGAACUGGACACAGGUGACCCGUGUUGUGGAGGGCGGGGAAACGCCCAUAUUCAAGCAGUUUUUCUCGGGCUGGACCGACGCCGACUCUCAGGUCGGAUUAGGCAGGGCCUUCAAAAGUAAAAUUGCUAAACAAAGUUAUGACAAGUUUGAUGCCACUUCGCUUCACGACAGAAAAAAGCCAGAACCCAAGAAACAGAUUCUUGCAGAUGACGGGAGUGGAGUGGCAAAGAUAUGGCGUGUAGAGGACCAUGACCUUGUACUAGUUCCCCUGGAGUUGCACGGUCUAUUUUUUAGUGGCGACUGCUAUGUCAUCAUGUAUACAUAUAAGGUCAACAUGAGAGAAAGCGUCAUCAUCUAUUUCUGGCAGGGUGUUCAGAGCAGCACGGAUGAGAAGGCGGCCUCCGCCAUGCUUGCCGACCAGAUAGACAAGAAGAUGGGUGGUAUAGCCACGCAGGUGAGAGUAGUGCAGUACAAGGAGCCGGAACACUUCCUCAGAAUCUUCCGUGGCCGCCUCAUUAUACUAGAGGGUGGGAAGGGUGCGGGAUUUCGCGCGGGCUGCGAGGAAGACACGUAUGAUCACGAGGGAAAGAGGAUGUUCCACGUGAAGGGCACGACGGACCUUAACGCAAAAGCGAUACAGGUUCCCCGCCGAGGGGCGUCCCUUAACUCUGGUGACGUGUUCGUACUAGAAACGCCUGGGCGUAUGUACAUGUGGAGGGGAAAGGGUUCGUGCGCAGCUGAGAGACGAAUUGGAAGAUUGGUAAUAGAUUUUCUUUCUCCCGGAAGGGAGCCCGACGUGUUUCGCGAGGGUCAGGAACCGGAGUAUUUUUGGGAUGAUAUUGGCGGUCGUGAGGAGUACGCAACAGGGAAAAGAAUGGAGGAAGAAAGACCCUCGUAUCCGCCCCGUCUGUUCCAGUGCUCUAACGCGUCUGGCGCAUUUAAGGUGGAGGAAGUAUUCGAAUUCACUCAAGAGGAUCUUAUUGAGGACGACGUUAUGCUUUUGGACACAUACGACGAGGUGUUUGUUUGGAUCGGCGAAGGCGCGAAUGACUUCGAAAAGAAAGAAGCAUUACGUACGGCAAUGGACUAUGUCAAGAGCGAUACAUCCGGCCGAACAUUGGACAACACCAUUAUCAUACAAGUCAAACAGGGUUAUGAACCCCUCAACUUUACCGGACACUUCCAGGCGUGGGACUCGGACAAGUGGAGCGGCGGUAAGACGUUUGGUGAGCUAAAGGCUGAGAUGGGAGAUGAGAUAGACGGGCUUGGUCAACUGAAGAUCACAGAGCAGCAUGUAAACAAGAUCUUGAACAACAACAAAGACACCUUUGUCCCGGAAAAAACCUAUACGUUCGAGCAGCUGACAAGGCCCAAGUCUCUGAUCCCAAGGGAUGUGGAUUGUACGAUAAAAGAGCGCUAUCUGUCAGACGAUGACUUCUACAAAGUGUUCGGAAUCCAGAGAUACGAGUUCGAGUCUAAACCGAAGUGGAAACAGAUACAAUUGAAAAAGGAUAAAGGAUUGUUUUAAAUAGAUGUACAAAUCAACAAAGUCAGAUGUAAGAGCCGCGAAACCGCUCAAGGCUUUAAUAGAAGAGUCUAACACCAAAAGGCAAUAGAAAACACUAGCCCGAGAAAAGACGCCAGAGACAUAUCGUCUUAGAAACAGUUUUCAUAUCUGAUGUUUCUUUUAUGCGCAAUGUUUUUCAGUUAUUUUGCCGCGAUAAGAUUCUGCGAUGACGCUUUUUGUGGCUAGCUAAAAUAUCUUCAAAUUUUAUCAAACAUUUUUGUAGCGGGCAGGUUUAAUUAGGUCAUUUGCCGCCAAGAUGACGUAUUGAAGGACAUAUGUUUUAUAAAAGUGUAUUUAGCUUAGUAGAUGGCGUUCUGUUAGGGAUUCCUGUGGCCAUGACGCAAGUGGGGCUGGGGAGAGCCAAUCAGGGAGGAGAGAGUUUCGAGUGACACCACAUCAUCAUUCAUCAUAGAAAAUCCGAAAUACCACAGGGGACCCAGUUGUCUUCUAACAACCACUUAAUCCAUAUCAUAUCAGUCAAUCUGGUUUUUAAAAAUGUCGUUUUCCUAGCUCGCUCGGUCAUUUCCUUAUUAGGCAUUACAUACUACAUUUGGGUGUCCGCUUCAAUCGUUUUUUUUUUUUUGCUUUUUUUUUUGCAGACAUCUUGGAAAUGGAGCCUAGUCUCUAACGUUUUAGAAUAUCACAGGUCUCCCGCGUGCUCGCUCAAGGCUCUUUUAGACCAUUUAGAAAAACGUCAGCCAUUGAUAUUGAUAUGUGAUGAACAACUGCACAGGGGAUCAAGAUUUAGACCGGACAAGGGCAAAAGGAAUAUUGUUAAUCAGUGUACGUGAAUGAAUAAAAACCUAACGCACGUGGCUAGCGGUUCGCAUGAUUUUUAGUACGCGCAAAUCAUAAACAGAGAAGCGCUUCGGAUGACUAAGAAGCAAGGGCGAAUUUAGGUGAGAUUUGAGGACUUUAUUUGGGACACCGACAAGCUUUAUUCCUACUGCUCGUGUCUUUUGUUGAUCUACGGAAAAAAAACAGGAAAAGACGAACCCCUUACAGACGCCAAGCUUGUGACACUACUCCAAAAUGAAGACGUACUUGCUUUCAAAAAAUAAAAAUAAAAAGAACUUUUUUCAAAGUUUUCUUUUUUGCUGCUUUGUUGAUGCAUGAUAAGAGGAAAAUCAAAGCUCCCAUCGGAGGGGAAGGUAAAUUGGAAAUCCCGGAACAAGGGUUUUUUUAGCGCCGAUCGUUCAGGGUCAGGUCAAGGUGCGUAACCCGAAGACAGUUGCAUGUAACAAAAAGAAAGCGGGUAACCAGCUUAAACAAUAAUCUUCAAUCAGUUUUUUCAGUCGUCUUGAAUUGUGUCAUUCUAAUGUUGUCAUUCUAGGGUGUGUCCAUUCUUUGUCCGAUGUUCUCAUUCUAAGAUGUGCCCAUUCUUUGUCCAAUGUUAUAACUCUUGAUUGUGCCCCAUCUUUGUCCAAUGUUCUUAUUAAAAGGUGUCCCCAUUCUUUGUCCAAUGUUCUUAUUACAGGGUGUCCCCAUUCUUUGUCCAAUGUUCUUAUUACAGGGUGUCCCCAUUCUUUGUCCAAUGUUCUUAUUACAGGGUGUCCCCAUUCUUUGUCCAAUGUUCUUAUUACAGGGUGUCCCCAUUCUUUGUCCAAUGUUCUUAUUACAGGGUGUCCCCAUUCUUUGUCCAAUGUUCUUAUUACAGGGUGUCCCCAUUCUUUGUCCAAUGUUCUUAUUACAGGGUGUCCCCAUUCUUUGUCCAAUGUUCUUAUUACAGGGUGUCCCCAUUCUUUGUCCAAUGUUAUAACUCUAGAGUGUGCCUAUUCUUUCUUAUUCGCCGAAGAGGGUCCUGAAUUGUAUUACGAUUUAAGGUACCAGGAAAGGAAACGAGACGGAAACGGCUAACACAUGGGGAUUAUUGUGGAGCAAAGGCGGCGGGGAAAAUUAUUUGAUCCGCCUUUCCCCAGGACCCUGCGCAAUGUCCAAUUGUAUGAAUAUUGUAUGAAUAUUUGUGUCAUCCAUGUGAAAUAUGAUUGAAAAUAUUGUAAUCGCAAUAUUAGGUGGCAGAGCGUAAACUUAAAUGGAACCUCUAUCAAAUACAAAUGUAUGACUAAAACUUAUUUCCACCUCUCACGAUAAUAUUUCUAGCAACGCCCAUUUGUAAUGUCUUUGACUAGUAACUCUUGGUGUUUUCCUUUCAUGUGGGUGGGUUGGGGGUGUGGGAGGGGUAGGCUGGGCUUUUAGGGACUCGACGCGUCAGGGCUUAUAAGUACUUAUGAGCCCCUAGCGUCAGAAAAUAUUUCCAUUAUAGGUGAACCCAUGGGAACCAGACAUAACUACAAACUAUUUUUAUCCAUCAGAUUCGCAACGAAUCGAUCAUGAGAUCAUUUUAAAAUUUCAAGCCUACAAUGUGAUAAAUCAGCAAGAAUAUGUCCAGGUGUUUUGGCGAAUAUAAAUUUAUCUACAAAAAACUUUUGCUAAAGUUGCGAUAAUCCUAUAAUCGGUUAGCAUUUUAAUUGCUUACUAAUUACUUUGUAACCCUAUCUCUAUGAUAAACGCAGCGAGACAUUUACGGGCGGGGUUAUUAUAAAAUAUUUCUUUUUAUUUAAGUUUCGAUGCAUGGCUCACCAUUACUAAUCCUGAACGAGUGACAGUUUAGCUGACGCGUGUACGUAUGCACGUAUAUGGUUACAAAACUUGAGAUGGUCGUGCGGGCCGCCACGAUGCUGGUUCUUAUCUGUGCAUUUGCGCUCCUUUGCUGUAUAAACGCAGGAAGUAUUUCUAACACAAACACCAAUAUACACAAGCUGACUCGAUGCACGAGCGAUUUGGACUGUCCCAUGAACACUUGCUGCAGGUUCUAUUCACUGAUCCAAGGAGGCGUUUGUAAACAGCAUCUCAUAGAGAGAGCUCUAUGUAUGCCGGAGAAACACGAGGCGUGCCCGCAAUGUGGUACUGGUCUGCGGUGUCAGUUCGAAGCCAAAAUAGCUGGAACUCGGAUGGGGAAAUGUACAAAGUCGUAAAACAUCGCCUGUGUCAUAAUGGAAGCCACAGUGUUAUACUUUUGAGGACAAUAGACAAUAAAUAACACAUUUUCUUUCCA
Messenger RNA from Nematostella vectensis (starlet sea anemone), 5776 nucleotides. RefSeq names its product advillin. Lineage: Eukaryota; Metazoa; Cnidaria; Anthozoa; Actiniaria; Edwardsiidae. The record is from RefSeq and is a predicted model, not a curated record. Gene Ontology annotation, cellular component: actin cytoskeleton; cytoplasm. Gene Ontology annotation, molecular function: phosphatidylinositol-4,5-bisphosphate binding; actin filament binding. Gene Ontology annotation, biological process: cytoskeleton organization; barbed-end actin filament capping; actin filament severing. The coding region runs from base 202 to 2682 and encodes 826 amino acids. The transcript is spliced from 29 exons.